Messenger RNA from Mytilus californianus (California mussel), 1772 nucleotides. RefSeq names its product tripartite motif-containing protein 2-like. Bases 20 to 1651 code for a protein of 543 amino acids. Gene Ontology annotation, molecular function: zinc ion binding; ubiquitin-protein transferase activity. The transcript has a single exon. Lineage: Eukaryota; Metazoa; Mollusca; Bivalvia; Mytilida; Mytilidae. The record is from RefSeq and is a predicted model, not a curated record. Gene Ontology annotation, cellular component: chromatin; nucleoplasm. Gene Ontology annotation, biological process: positive regulation of DNA-templated transcription.
UGUUCAGAGGGGCGUUAAAAUGGCGACGUCUAUUGAGAGUCAUGUUGUUGACAUAACUACGUGUGCAAUUUGUCUGGAGAAACUGAACAUUCCAAAGUAUUUACCGUGUUUACAUACAUUUUGUGAAAGUUGCUUACGGACCUAUAUUACUGCUAUAUUUGAGAAAGAACAUAAACAAAGUAUCGAAUGUCCAGUUUGUAGGACUAGUGUAACUUUACCGAAGGAGGCCCGUACACCUGACGAAUGGGCGAAAGUGUUACCACUGAAUUUCCUAAUCGUUGGACUAUUGGAAAAAGAAAAAGUUGAGAGUCCACAAAAACAAUGUAUGGUAUGUGAACGAAUGGAAACAAAAUCGGAGGCAAGUUUUAUUUGUGUUGACUGUUCUGAUUUAUUAUGUUCAAACUGUAAAAAACACCAUAAAGCGAGCAAAACCUCAUGUGACCACGAAAUAAGACAAAUUAAUGAACUUUCAUCGGUCACAGAUUGUUUAAAGACCUUUAAAAAUAAAUGUUCCGAACAUAAAGGAGAGGAACUCAAAUUAUUUUGUGCCGACAAUCAGACUCCAUGUUGUUCGAUGUGUGUAUCAAUCCAUCAUCGGAGGUGUGAACAUGUUCUUUCCAUAGAAGAUGCUGCUAUGGAAUAUUCGAAAUCUGACAAAAUUGAGUAUUUGAGAACCCAACUCGGAAAUGUGAAUUCAGAUGUAAAAGCAAUAAUAAAAGAUCGAAGUUCUGCAAAGGAAAAUAUAGAGAAGGAAUAUUAUCAAAAACAAAAGGACCUUGAGAUUAUUUUCUGUGACCUUGUUGCCAAGAUAAAUGAUCUCAAAGUCAGACGAGAAGCGGAACUUUUAAAAAAUUACAACGAGGCAAAAGAAGCAAUAGAAACUACUAUAAUAAUCUUUCAAAAUAAACAAAAAAAUAUAGAAAAUGAAAAACAAAUUCUAGAUGCAGCUGUGAAUAUUGCAUCCAAUGUUCAAGUUAUGAUAGAAGUUGAAAAGUUGAAGAAACAUGUAGAAGAACAUAAACAAUUGAUUCAAACUAAGAUUACGGAAAUCGUGAAUUAUGAACUAGUACUGCAGAAUGCAGAAAAUAUAACUAAAUUAGCUGAACAAAUGGAGAAGGAGUGUCAGAUUUCAUGCAAAAAAACAAACAAAUGUAUUGAACUGAGCAGUGUGACUGUAACGCCUAAUUUCUCUGAAAUAUUUAGCUGCUGUCGUUUCGGAAAAGUUUUUUAUGGUUGGAAAGUCGGUAGUUCCAAAAAAGACGCAAUACGUUUUUCGCUAUCAAAGGAAAUAGAACUAUGCGGACUUCUAUCGUAUGUAUGUAGCGAUGGAUUAUCGACAUGUGACGUGAACGCCACAGUUAAACACGAUACAACAGAUCUUGUUGUAGUGACGGACACUAUAGACAGUAAAUUAGCCGAAAAUAAAAUGGUUAAAAUUGAAUUUCCAACACCAGUAAAGCUAUUAGCUAAUAAAAAUUACCAUGCUGUUAUGUUGAUGAGAGGUCCUCAAUGUUAUUAUGGGGAAAAUGGGAAAACUGUAGUAGACAGUCACGGUGUUGUGUUUACUUUUGAACAUUCUCCGCUUAGUGAUAAUUUCACAAGUACGGGAAGUGGCCAAAUUCCUGGAUUUUUAUUUAGAAUUCCUGUAUGAAUCUUUUUAUUGUAACUAACAGUACUUAACUUUCAAAGUGUGAUAUGUGAUAGAAUACUGCUUGGGCUAAUGUGCUGAUGGGCUUAACUUGUUUAUCAGAAAUUAAUGGCGAAAAUUAAAA